AUUUUUGUAUUUAUGUUAAUUUAUGAAUCUACCUCUUAGACUAAAAGAAAAGGAACAGUCAGUAUUAUAAUUUCACUUGAAAAUUUGCCUUCCAUAAGAUAAAAUGGUUACCCAAAUAUUUGAUGAAUUGCCUAAAAAGGAUCAAUUAAUCAAUUCAGAUAAUGAUUCACAAAGUCAAGAACAAACACGCAAUGUUGGAAAAGUACAAAUGAAAAAGCAACUUGGUCUUCUGGAAGGUGUAGCAAUUAUUUUAGGAAUUAUAUGUGGCUCAGGUAUAUUUAUUUCUCCGAAAGGUGUAAUUACAGAAGUAGGAAGUAUUGGAGUAUCUUUGAUUAUUUGGGUUUUAUGUGGGUUACUUUCUAUGAUCGGGGCAUUAUGCUAUGCUGAAUUGGGCACUUGUAUACCCCGUAGUGGUGGUGAUUAUGUUUAUAUCUAUGAAUCUUUUGGCUCAUUACCUUCUUUCUUGUACUUAUGGGCUGCUAAUUUAAUUGUUGUACCAACUACCAAUGCUAUUAUGGCAUUAACUUUUGCACAAUAUGUUUUACAACCAUUCUUUCCAAAUUGUGCUAUUCCAGAUGAUGGUGUACGAUUAAUAGCAGCAGUCACUAUUUGUUUACUAACAUUUGCAAAUUGUUAUGAUGUUAAAGAAACAUCUAAAAUGCAAAAUGUAUUCAUGUUUACUAAAGUUGGAGCACUACUAAUUAUAAUUAUUGCUGGACUAAUUUGGGUACUAGUAGGUCAUACUGAAAACUUUGAAAAUUCCUUUGAAAAUACUAUUACGAAACCUGGUAAAAUUGCAGUGGCCUUCUAUUCCGGUAUAUUUUCAUAUUCUGGAUGGAAUUACUUGAACUUUAUGACGGAAGAAUUAAAAGACCCUUACGUAAAUUUACCACGAGCUAUCUACAUAUCACUACCUUUAGUUACUUUCAUAUAUGUAUUGGCAAAUGUAGCAUAUUUAUCAGUUUUAACACCAACUGCUAUGAUUGCUUCUCAUGCAAUAGCUGUGACUUUCGGAGACCAGCUGCUUGGGGCAAUGGCAUGGAUAAUACCCGUAAUGGUAGCUGUAUCUGCAUUUGGAGGAUUGAGUGUUCACAUUAUGACAUCGUCACGAUUAUGUUUUGUUGGUGCUAGAAAUGGUCAUCUUCCUUCAAUGUUAGGCCAUAUUAAUGUUUCAAGGCUUACACCUACGCCUGCCUUAAUCUUUCUAUGCAUUUUAUCUUUAAUAAUGUUGUGCACAAGUGAUAUUUUUGUAUUAAUCACGUACUGCAGUAUAGUUGAGUCAUUUUUCAUUAUGUUAUCGGUAGCGGGUGUUCUAUGGCUUCGUUACAAGCAACCUAACAUGAAACGACCAAUUAAGAUGCCUUUAUGGAUUCCUAUCACAUUUGUGGCUAUAUGUGCGUUUUUAGUGAUUGUUCCUUGUUAUGAAAGGCCAUACGAAGUUGGCGUAGGUACUCUGAUCACUUUGUCUGGUAUUCCAGCUUUCUUUUUUGGUAUCGAAUGGAAAAGCAAACCAGUGUGGUUUCAAAAAACUAAUUCUAAAAUCACGUACAUUGUACAAAAGUUAUUUAUGUCUGCUACUGAGGAAUGA
Molecule: messenger RNA, 1588 nt
Organism: Dufourea novaeangliae
Lineage: Eukaryota; Metazoa; Arthropoda; Insecta; Hymenoptera; Halictidae
Gene: gb
Product: Y+L amino acid transporter 2
Exons: 11
Coding region: 104-1588 (494 amino acids)
Biological process (GO): amino acid transmembrane transport
Cellular component (GO): membrane
Molecular function (GO): L-amino acid transmembrane transporter activity
Source: RefSeq, a predicted model, not a curated record